CUUUUAUGCUGCUUCCCACACCCCACCUCAUCGCACAUCUAAAAAAAGAAAAAAAAAAAAAAAAAAAAAAAAAAAAAAAAGGCGCCGCACGCACGCAGACGGGUACGCCGCCUCUGCCGCCGCUUCUCCGCGCCACCGCUUCCGCCGCCGACGCCGUCUGCCGCCGCCCUCUGCCGCCCAGUCCCCGUCGGCGCCUUCGCCUUCGCUUCUGCGCGGCUCCGUCCGCCACCGCCGCCGCCCAGUCCCCGCUGCAGCCUCCGCUGCUGCUGUCUGUCGCUUCUCCACCGCCGCCGCCCAGUUCCCGUCGCCAACCAGCCCUAAUGGAAAAAGGGAAGUUUCUGCUGGCUGCCUGAAGGUUCAGAAGCGAGACACAUGUAGAAUAUAUCAUCUGUUAUGACUGUGAUGGUCUAUUUACAAGAAGUAAUACAUAUGUUCAAAAACUAAGUUCCAUUGUAACGCACGGGCAUGUAACUAGUUUUACGAAUAUCCAACGGCUUCUCUUCCGUCGCAUCGCAUGGCCAUGGUGAUGGCGGCGCUCCUCUGCCUCCGGAGGCGGGCGGCGCUUACUGGUGUGGCGCCCAGGCUUGCCACCGCAACGAGGCAAGGUGCUCUAGAUUGCAGGAACGGCGAUGGGGACAGCCCAUGGGUGCAGCUCCCGCCCUUCACGCCGCUCGAUGCCACCACUGCGGCUGCGAGAGCCAUCUCGUCGCGAGGCACGGGUGGAGAAGGUGUAGCGGGCGCCGGUGCCACCGCGAUCAGCUGGGUCCGCCGGUGCUGCCCCGACCUGCCGACCUCGCUGGUGCACAAGUUGUUCCGUCUCCGCAAAGUUAAGAAGAAUUUUGUCACUGCUGAGCAACAUCGGUUGAGAAGGGUUUCAGCAAAAGAUCAAUUAAUGCCUGGCGAUAUCAUCUUUCUGCCGGUUCAUCCCAAAGAAUCUUCGAUUGCUGAGAAGACUAAGAAAUUUGAUAACAGGAACGAGAUUGAUUUUCUGCGUAGCCUUGAAAUUUACAAGGAUGAAGCCAUCAUCGUGAUCAACAAACCGCCUGGAAUGCCAGUACAGGGCGGUAUUGGCAUUAAAAACAGUAUAGAUGUAUUGGCCUCCAUUUUUGAAGAAAAUUCUUCUGAAGCACCUCGUCUGGUUCAUAGGCUUGAUAGAGACUGUAGUGGUGUCCUUGUUCUGGGUAGAAAUCUACGUAGCACUACAAUGUUGCAUGCUACAUUUCGUGAGAAAACUGCUGAUGCUUUAGCUGAUGGUACUCAACAUGUGCUGCAGAGAAAAUAUCUUGCUCUUGUGAUUGGAACACCUAGACAUCCCAAGGGUUUGCUAUCAGCUCCGCUUGCAAAGGUUCUAUUACAAGACGGCAAGUCUGAACGUCUGACUGUUAGGGCCAGUUCAAAUGCUGCUUCUGUUCAGGAUGCUUUGACAGAGUACCGAGUGAUUGAAUAUUGCCCUCAUGGCUACACUUGGCUAGAACUAUUUCCUCGUACUGGAAGAAAGCAUCAGCUCCGAGUUCACUGCGCAGAGGUUCUUGGAACACCAAUUGUUGGGGAUUACAAGUACGGACGGCAAGCGCAUCAGAACUGGAUUCCUCUUCCCCUGCCAAGAACAAUUAAUGAGGAAUUGCUCAGGAAGAGGAAGCUUCCCUUUGGGCUUGUUGUGGGUGGUGGAAGCAUCGCUGAGGAGCAACCUCAGCUUCAUCUACAUUGCAAACAAAUGGUUCUUCCUGAUAUCUCAGUGGCUGUCCAUAGAUUGCAGUCUGAUGUUGAUCCCGAUUUCUCAGAUCUUGAGAAGCUUAACUUUGUUGCUCCCCUGCCGUUGCAUAUGCGGUUGAGUUGGGAGAUUUUGAAGUCUGUGGAAACGUGAAGAUAUUUCAUGCCGUCUGCCUCUUCUUUACAAGGCUAUAGGCGCUUUUGUUUGUGAUACAUGCUAACGCCUCUCCUAAGCAAGAGUCAAAUAGAGGUCUUGCUUUACUAUUCUUCAUGCUUUUAGUCAAUGAACAAUUCACAUUGCAAUCAUGAUUUUGAACACUAGGCUUGAGAUUUACAGCAUGUUUGGUUGCUACCAUGUGCGAUGUGUCCGAGUAUUUUUCAUGCCAGGGGUUGGCCUGAGGUUUCUUACAAAAGUUACCUAACCUGGCAUGGCUCAAAUGCAAGGAUGUGUUUGGUUAAAGUCCUGAGAACAUGCAUAAGUGGACUCGAGCGUCAGGCAGUGUUUGGCUCAUAUUUUGCCUGAGCGUACACUCACCAGAUGGUAGGGGUGGUGGGACUAAGCUCUACAUAUUAUCAACUUGUUCAUACAUGUGGAA
Messenger RNA from Oryza brachyantha (malo sina), 2306 nucleotides. RefSeq names its product RNA pseudouridine synthase 4, mitochondrial-like. The record is from RefSeq and is a predicted model, not a curated record. NCBI's taxonomy places the organism in Eukaryota, Viridiplantae, Streptophyta, Magnoliopsida, Poales, Poaceae. The transcript has 12 exons. Gene Ontology annotation, biological process: pseudouridine synthesis. Gene Ontology annotation, molecular function: RNA binding; pseudouridine synthase activity. The coding region runs from base 515 to 1864 and encodes 449 amino acids.